AUGGCAACUAAUGUUGCAUACAUGGUUGUCGUCCCCAAAGAGGAGCAGAUCAAUUCAAAUGUGGCACAACGCUUUUUUGAAUUGACUUACGGUCAGCUCUCGCCCGAAGACAACACUGGCUACCGCAUCUUUUCGGCUUUUCUUGCCAUUUCAUCAUUCGGAAACAUCGUGGUGAUGACCUUUACUGCCGCGAGAGUCAAGCAGGAAAUUGCAAAGCAAGGCAUCCUGCCAUGGGCUAGAUUCUUUGCACAAAACCAUGAUGUUAGCGUCGGCCGUGUACUGUACUGGUUCAAGAAGAAGGGCUGGUUUGUCUCGAUUCUCUCAUACAGGUGGUUUUCACCAAAAGAGCAUUCUGAGAAGACACCCGUCGGCGCACUUCUGCUGCAUUUCGUCUCUUGUCUAGUUCUCAUCUUUGCCACUUACAAGAUGAAAGCUGUAGACGCGUACUCCUUACUCACAGGGCUUGCAGCUUACAUCGUCAACGCCUUCUUCGGUGUCUUUCUGGCGAUGGGCAUUCUACUCCUCCGAUUCAGCGGUCCUCCGGCCACGGCUCGCGAGGUUGCUGGGAUGACCUGGAGUGAAAUGACAGGCCGGAGCAUCAAACCCGUCAUCAGUGUCACAUCUGCUGUCGUUUUCCUCCUUGGCAACGCGUAUCCGAUCAUAACAAAAUGGGUACCGCCAUCAUCCGCUUUCGUCACCUCCUUGGCGUGGUAUGUCGUCCCAAUGGUUGGUUGGCUUGUUCUUGCUGUUGGCGCCAUCUGGUUCUUAGGCUUUUUGGCUUAUGCCAAACGAAGAGAGAGGAAGUACUACGAAGUCUUCACAGUGGAGAGGGCACCUGAGUUUGAGAAUGCAGAUGGGCAUGAGGGCCAGAAGGAUGAUGGAGCCGGUACAGAUGGCGGCCUGGUGCUUGUACACGAGACCGUAUACCUUGCAUGGGAAGCAAAGGAGACAAUGGAGAACGAAGGAACAGAAAAUCCACGUAUUUAA
Messenger RNA from Phaeoacremonium minimum UCRPA7, 987 nucleotides. Its product is annotated as putative high affinity methionine permease protein. Gene Ontology annotation, molecular function: L-amino acid transmembrane transporter activity. The transcript has 2 exons. Gene Ontology annotation, biological process: amino acid transmembrane transport. The record is from RefSeq and is a predicted model, not a curated record. Gene Ontology annotation, cellular component: membrane. NCBI's taxonomy places the organism in Eukaryota, Fungi, Ascomycota, Sordariomycetes, Togniniales, Togniniaceae. Bases 1 to 987 code for a protein of 328 amino acids.